UCCAGUCUAGAGGACAACCACAUUGAAAGAGGAAAAGGAAUUAGGGUUUUGUUUUUUCUUAACCAGCGAAGCAUUCAGCGCCUGAAAUAAAUAUCACAAGUCUCUGAAUAUUAAGUCUGAAACCUUUACAAAGGUCAGCUCGCUUCACACACUGUACGUUCAACUGAUUAAUCAAAGGGUGCAUGAGAAUUAGCACGGAGGGGAAGAAUUAAACUUCGGUUUACAGUCCUUAAAUUUCAGAAAUGAACAGAGUUUGUUUGGAUUUCGAGAACCCGAUUGGUGACGCAAUUUCCAGAAUCCGAUUUGCUCCAAAUUCAAAUAAUCUCCUAAUUUCUUCGUGGGAUUCUUGUCUUCGAUUGUAUGAUGUGGAUAGUUCUCUGGUUAGAUUAGUGACUCCCACGGAAGCUGCACUUCUUGAUUGUUGUUUCCAAAACGACGACGUCACGUUUAGCGUUGGCUCCGACGGUUCCAUUAGAAGGUAUGACUUGCAUUCGGGAAUGCAUGACACAAUCGGAAAUCAUGAUGAUAUUGCAACAUGUCUUCAGUAUUCAGAUGAAACUGCGCAGCUACUUACUGCUGGUUUGGACAAGAAGAUAAUGUCCUGGGACAUGCGCAUGGGAAUGGCUCUGGCUUAUCAGAAAAAAUUAGGUGAAGAGGUGGAUUCCAUGUCACUGUCUGGCUUUGAUUUGAUAGUAGCCAUUGGAGCAUCAGUGCAUAUGUACGACUUACGUAACUUAGACAGCUCAGUACUAUCAAGUGAAUCACUUAUGGACCAAAUAAAAUGUGUCAGUUCAAUUCCUUAUGCUAGAGGAUAUGUAGUUGGAUCAACAGAUGGACGAGUAGCAGUGAGCAUCUCUGAUCCAUCUGAUUCAAAUAAUGGGGGAUAUACUUUUCGGUGUCAUCCAAAGUCAAAGAAUGGAAGAUAUCAUGUAGUCUCAGUGAAUGAUAUUGUAUUCAGUCCACUCAUGGAUGGUCCUUUUGUUACUGGCGAUAAUGAGGGUUCUGUUAUUGCAUGGGAUGCCAAACAUAAAAGAAGACUAUUUGAGUUGCUGCAAUUCCCAAAUAGUGUGGCAUCAUUAUCAUACAACCAUGGGGGACAACUUCUUGCUGUUGCAUCAAGCUAUACUUACCAGGAAGCUAUUGAAAGUGUGCAGUUGGCUUGUGACAGAGAAGAGCCUCCUCAGAUAUUCAUUCACAAAAUGGAUGUUGACCACCUGAGAUCAGUUUCUGUUAUAAGUGGAAGUAGGAAAUGACUGUAUGAGAGGGUUUUCAAAAUGAGGCAACACUGGCUCCUGCAGUCUGUCCCUUAUUUCAAUAAGAUUCAGAUUAUCCUAGGAUUUGAAGAUUUAGAGCGUUCAGAUUUGUUCAAGUUCCAAGUGAUUAAAGAGCAAGAAUUCCUGCAAUGCUACCUCCUUGUUUGAAUCUCUGAUGAUCUAACUUAGAGCCUGUUUGGUCGAAUUUAUAAAAAUUAACUUAUAAGCCGUUAGUGUUUAUAAGGUAAUUUAAGCUUAUAAGCAUUUAAAAUUUAA
This is a messenger RNA of Pistacia vera, 1529 nucleotides long. RefSeq names its product mitotic checkpoint protein BUB3.3-like. Bases 243 to 1253 code for a protein of 336 amino acids. Lineage: Eukaryota; Viridiplantae; Streptophyta; Magnoliopsida; Sapindales; Anacardiaceae. The record is from RefSeq and is a predicted model, not a curated record. Gene Ontology annotation, biological process: mitotic spindle assembly checkpoint signaling. Gene Ontology annotation, molecular function: ubiquitin binding. Gene Ontology annotation, cellular component: bub1-bub3 complex; kinetochore; mitotic checkpoint complex. The transcript has 10 exons.